Molecule: messenger RNA, 1281 nt
Organism: Toxotes jaculatrix (banded archerfish)
Lineage: Eukaryota; Metazoa; Chordata; Actinopteri; Toxotidae
Product: probable G-protein coupled receptor
Exons: 1
Coding region: 1-1281 (426 amino acids)
Biological process (GO): G protein-coupled receptor signaling pathway
Cellular component (GO): endosome; signaling receptor complex; plasma membrane
Molecular function (GO): G protein-coupled receptor activity
Source: RefSeq, a predicted model, not a curated record
AUGGAAGAAAACAGCUCACUUCUGACCCCUGACUACAAUGACAGCACCACUGCUUGGGCGCCAGUGCCCUCAGCUCCCAGCAGACACCUGGGCACCCUUCCCAACCCCCAGACACGCUUCAAGGACCUUACAGGAAUAUUUUCCAUGGUGACCCUGAAUGUUCUUGCAAUUCUGGCCAACACUGCUGUUCUGGUUGUUGUCAUAAAAGCCCCUCAUCUCAGGAAAUUUGCCUUUGUUUGUCACCUGUGUGCAGUGGACCUGCUAUGUGCCAUCUUGCUCAUGCCUCUUGGGAUUGUGUCUAGCUCUCCGUACUUUGCUGGUGUGGUGUUCACUGUUCUGGAGUGUCAGGUCUAUGUGUUCCUCAAUGUAAUCCUCAUAGCUGCCUCUAUUUUCACCAUCACAGCCAUCAGUGUGGAGCGUUACUACUACAUUGUCCACCCAAUGCGCUAUGAAGUGAAGAUGACGCUGAAGCUGACUGCAGCUGUAAUGGUGAUGGUGUGGGUGGCCUCUGCCGUGCUGGGGUUGUCCACGGUAUUUGGGUGGCCGUCCUACGGCAGCCGGAGCACCAUCAGUGCUGCACACUGCUCACUGCAUUGGAGCCACAGUGAUCACAGGCGGGUCUUCUCUGUGCUCUUUAGUGUCACCUGUUUCUGCCUGCCUGCUGUUGUGAUUUUUGCUGUCUACUGUAACGUGUACAAGGUGGCCCGAGUGGCUGCCCGCCAGCAUGGACCUCUGCCCUCAUGGACAAACAGUCAACUGAAGCAUCGCUCUGACUCAAUAAACAGCCAGACUACCAUCAUCACAACCCGCAACGCCCCACGCAGGAUUAUGCGUGAUCGGCCUUUCGGCGGUGGUAAAGCUGCUCUCACUCUGGUGGUCAUUGUUGGCCAGUUUCUGAUCUGCUGGCUGCCUUACUUUGCCUUCCACAUCCAUCUGACUCUAAAUGCAACACCCAAGAUCCCCGAUGACCUGGAGGAAGUAGUCACCUGGCUGGCAUAUUCCUCUUUUGCUAUAAACCCAUUUUUUUAUGGGCUUCUUAACCGGCAGAUCAGGGAGGAGCUUUGUAAGCUGAGGCGCUGCUACUCAGCCCGGCCAGUGGAGCUGGCUGUGUCCAGCCAUGAGGGCUCAGGCCACGAGAACUUCCUGCAGUUCCUCCACAGGACCAGCUGCACAUUAGAGACACGGGCAAGCUUUGCCACAUCCAGUCCUAGAAGUACUCUGGAUCAGACUGGACAGACUGGCUUCAGGAUACCGGGACAGAUCCCGGAAGAAUACAGUUAG